AUGGAUAUAGACAACUACCAGCGCCUGACAGAAGUCUUCACCUUCGACAAUACGCCCAUCCUCGCCGCGGGCGUCGCAAGCUUCGUCUGCGGAUAUCUCCAAUAUGUCUACGCCAUCCGCCUGACUCUCCGAGAAGGCAAGGGCCCCAUGCCAUUCUGGAUGCACUCGUUCUACCUCGCCCACGACUCGACGUGGUCAUAUCUGCUGGCGAAUGCCGCACCGCGGUAUGACAGCCACUGGUUUCUGUGGGGCACGUCCUUUGCCUUGGCCAUCUGGGCGGCGCUCGAGAUAUUCUGUAUUCACAGGGAUGUAACCAAGAACCGGGAACACAUCUUCUCGCCUCUUUUCGGCCCCCAACCCCAGCUCCCCGAGAUCCUCUGCUACGUGGUCAUGAUGCAGCUGAGCAUGUACUCCGUCGUCGCAGUACUGAUCGUUCUGAUGGGUGAGGGCUCCGUGAUGCAGUGGUUCUGCCUCACCAACGUCCUCAUCGUUGUCGGCCCAAUCACGGGAUAUCUGGAGAGGGGAUCGCGGGACGGCUUGAGCCUUGGGUUUGCCCUGACCAACGUUGCCGCCAUCAUCUUCACCUUCGCGCCAUUCAGCUUUUGGGCACUGUCGAUCCCGGAGCUCUUCACCCAGCCAGCCUACUAUGCUGCUGGAGUGGUAAUGUUUCUGAUGUCGUUGUAUGGGGUUUAUAUUGUUGCGAGCUACCCACCAAAGAAACGACCCAAGUAUGGACCGAAGCCUAUUUGGUAG
Molecule: messenger RNA, 753 nt
Organism: Clonostachys rhizophaga
Lineage: Eukaryota; Fungi; Ascomycota; Sordariomycetes; Hypocreales; Bionectriaceae
Source: the annotation of a GenBank genome assembly